CGGAAUUACGAAUGAAUGCUAAUACGACGACAGAAAAGAAUGGUAUAACAAAGAUGAUUGAUAUGUUUGAAGACGAAACAACUUCAAGCGGGAAUCUGAAAGUUUCAAAUGAAACGAAUUUCAAACGACAUCACUCAGAGCCAAGCGACGAAUACCAUAUCGAUGCUGAUCAAAAAACCUUACAUGUUACUCGAAAACACAUGCCUUUAAAACGGGAGAGAAGUGUGAGCCAGGGAGAUCCAAGUGGUGCUUCAUCAUCUGACAAGAACAAUAAUAAUAAUGAAAUUCCAACGUUUAAUACUCUGUCUAAUAAGCCUACUCAUCGUAUCGCCGGGAAUCCUACAUCAGCUCAGUGGAAGCUAUACAAUAUAGCAAUGGAAACGUAUCGUAAAUCAGCAGAGAAAAAUGGCCCACAAAAAUUAAGGACAAGCUCAGACGCAUCAGAAAACACAGAUGAAGGCUCGGGAUUUAAAGUGAUACCUGCUAGUAAAACAUCUUCUCACGUCUCUUUACCCAGAAGUAGUGGGGUUGUAAGCUUAUCUGGUUCUUCCGUUGGAACAGAAGCAAUUUCUGGUGUUGAAAAUAAAUCAGAACAAUCGUUUGGUCCAAUUUGUCCUGCAGAUCAACAAAAACCAUCAUCUCCUAUGCAUAAUGCAUUGGAUUAUAAAACAAUUUUACGAAGAACUCGGAGCAAACGACAAGCUUCGAGAACGCUCGUAAAUCCAAUUAUUCUUCAAGAUAUUCAGGAUAAUAUUUAUUCUGAUGAUGAAAACCCAGACACUGUAACAGAUAUUGAUUCUUUCUUAUGUUUCGAUUCUGAAGAAAGCAAUUCAAAAAAAGACUUUCAGCCUUCAUCUCAUAAAAUCAAAAUUGAUUCGACUGAUGGUGAUGUAAUGAAAAGAAGUAGCUUGGGUCGAACAGCCUGUAAAGUUGAAUCAAAAACGCCUGAAGUAAUUGUUUGGUCAGGCUUGAAAGUUCUAGCAGAGAAAAAGAAGCUCAGCUUACAGGCUGCUAAGAGUAAUGUACUCACUCGACUACAGAAAAUGAGUUUAAAAAGCGGUUCUGUGUUUUCUGCAUUCGAAAACGAACAAAAGGAAUACAAUUUACGUAAAAACGCAAUCAUAACGAAGCGUAAUAAAUCUGUUAUUCACCAUCCUACACAGAAUUAUAUUUAUCUUGAUCCAGCUUCCCAUAAUGGUUGUAAUAUGACGUCAUCAUUCGGACAAUAUCACACUGUCGCCAGUCCCGCAAGGUUAGCUAGAAUGCGAAAAAAGAGUUUAGCAGAUUGUCAAGUAUCUGCUUCAACAAAUCGGCAAUUUUGGCAACUUGAAGAAAUACGAAAUACAUCGAGCGAUACAAAGAUUUCUAGAAGUAAAGCUUGGAAAGAAAAGAAAAGCAUGUCCGUUGCUUGCAAUAACCAACAGACAGUGGUGAAUUCAGAUCAUUUACACGAAGAUGCAAGAAUGAAUAAACGAUUAAGCGUAUCUCUAUCUGAUUUAACUAUCUGCCCCGAAAAUAAAUCUUUUAUGCCAAAUAACACUAGCGUCAAUAACAAUAAUAAUUUUUUACAAUUGCCAAAGCAAUCUCCAUUAAGACGAGGGAAAGACCAAGCUAAUUCGAUCAAAAGACCUGAUAAUCUUGUAAUUGACUUGAACAAUGGAACUUGUAACAUUUCAAAAUCUUCAGCAAAUAGAAGGCUAUCUACAAGACUCUCAAACAAUCGUAAUCCUCCGAAAUUAUCGAUGCCAAAAAAUUUUAAUAUUAAUAUUUCCCCUGUCAUGGGUAAAAAGAAACUUCAAAAACAGUUGCCUGGUAUUGAAGAGAAUAGUGUUUUACUUAAUAAACAAAAGGAACUAUCCUCGAGUAUUGAAACUGAUUUAAAUACUUUCAGACAGUCGCCAAAGCAUAAAGACAAAUUAAAACUUACUAAAAAGAAGUCGUACACUUUUGCUUCUGAUCCUUUCGAAGGAGCUUUGAGUGAAGAUAUGUCAAAAUUAGACUGGAACAUUGAAGAAUAUUUCUCUUUUCUGUCUGGGAAAAAAUCGAAAACAAAUUCACCAUGUUCAGAAAAUUCUGUUACUUUACUUUCCGUUAACAAAUCAGCACAGGAUUUUGAAGUUGAUAAAGUUGAACCAUUAUCUUACAACCCAAUUUUUGAAAAUCUCACGGAGUCCUCACCAGAGAAAAAAACAGACACAGUAAAACGAAGGCGAAGGAAAAACAUUGAGUCAAAUAAUAUACCGUCGUACAUACCAGACUAUAUGAAGCCUGCUUACAGAAAUGCUCUUCAGCAAAGCAAUGCCCGUUAUCAGCUAAAUAUUCUUGAUAAAUCUGGUCCUGAUGAAAACACUUUCCAAAGUAUGGAGACAUUUAUAAAAAGACCUUCGGUGCAAAAAUGCAGGCGAAACUCUGUGGUGGGCCAAUCAAGAACAUGGAGCGGACGUGUAUCAGAACGAAAUAAAUCUAAAUCCAAAGUGAAAUUUGGAUCUCUAUCAAUAGCAAGGCUAUUGAAAGCUAACAGAUUAAAAUUAACAAUAGCUAAAAUGCAAAGGCCUCCUCCACCAUCAUCACCGAGACCUACAGCAGCCCCUCAGAACCAGAACCAUGUCCAAUCGUCCAAUCAACCUGGACAUAAUUCGAAUCUUUCCUUGUCUACUACCAAUAUCAAGGGUGGAAUGAUGCAGGAAGAAUCGAAGAAAGACAAGAAAAAGAAGAAGGGAAAGAAAGGAAAAUUAACGAAAGCAGAUAUCAGUCAACCACAAGAUUUCAAGCAUGUUGGCCACGUUGGAUGGGAUCCUAACAAAGGAUUUGAUAUGAAUGAAGUUGAUCCAGCAUUGAAGGAUUUAUUCACUCAUGCUGGAAUCAGUGAAACACAGUUGCAAGACAAAGAAACUGCACAAUUUAUUUAUGAUUUCAUUGAAAAACGUGGUGGAAUGGAUGCCAUCAAGCAGCAAACACGAACUGGACCACCACCACCCCCACCCUCUCGUGGUGGGGGUAGAGGUUCUGCACCCCCACCGCCACCAUCCAGAGGAGGUCCACCACCCCCUCCGCCAAGUCGAAAUCAGGGCCCCCCACCCCCUCCAUCAAGGGGUUAUAAUCCACCCUCUCAUCGUUCUGAACUGCCCCCUCCCCCACCCAGUAAUAGGGGUCGAGGAGCACCACCUCCACCACCUAUGGGGGCACCUCCACCACCCAUGAGUGCGCCCUAUCCACCAAUGGGCGGCGCCCCACCGCCACCUCCUCCACCACCCCCGGCACCAAUGGCACCACCACCCCCUCCUAUGCCCACUGGCGGAGGUUCCGACCGCUCCGAUUUGCUCUCAGCAAUUCGAGGGGGCACCAAUUUGAAAGCUCCAUCUGCCGCACCUCCUCCGGAACCUGCCACAGGACGUGGUGCAUUACUUGAUCAAAUUAGGCAAGGAAAACAGUUGAAAACAGUUUCUCAGGAUGAAAUGAGAGACAAACCAACGGAAGAUGAGGAUGACGGUGGAAUCGCUGGUGCUCUGGCUAGAGCCUUAAUGCAGAGAGAAAAAGCAAUUCAUGAUUCUGACUCUGAAUCUGAUGAUGGUGAAUUUAAUGAUGACGAGGACUGGGAUGAUUAAAAAAGAAGAGGGCCAGCACGAAAAUAUCCCAUCGUUUGCUAUGCAUCGUGUGGAGCAGGUUGUUGUCUGCUUAAUAAUGGGUUCGACCAUUUGAUAAAUUGUAACAACAUAAUUAGAAUAAUCAUAUUAUCCAGCCACGUUUCGAAUGUAUCGGUGAGACACUGUAUAGAAGAAUGAACAGUGAGAAAAUGUAGUUGACUAUGACAAUCUUCUGCUUGCAGGUCUAAUGUAUUAAAUAUUUCGAAACAUUAUUUUUGUGAUUGCUGCUUCAUAUAUAAUUCUAAUAUGGGCUGACAUACAAGCACAAAAAUUAUUCCAAAUAAUGCCAUUUUGUAUUUUCUGAAUAUUUUAAUAAUCUUCAAGCAUGCUGAAUCUUUAGCAUUGCGCAACGUCAAAUUUUACCCGAAAUAAUUUGACUUAUAUCAUGAUUUGAUUGCAACAAAGUUCAAAUUUUUAUUUAAAAAGAAAAAUUAGGCUAGAAAUAUGUUUCAAUUACAAAAAAUACCACCAAAUUACUAACUGCAAAACUACCAGAAAACUUCCCAAAAAUUUGGGCAUCUACUCACAUGUCAGUGGCUGCUAGCCUACAACCUUGGUUGGAGCAUAGGUAUAAAAAGACCAAUAAAUAUUACUAUUACGAUCAUAUAUUGUAGUUUUGCAAACGUGUAUGGAUUAUAGUAACAGAAUAUCUAGUCAGUUUCUGCAAAUCAAAUUCACUCUGUGUUUGCAUAUCUAUUUCAGCCACCUUCCAUCCCCCUUGUGCUUGCUUUAUCGAAUAUUUUAUGCCUGUAAUCCUAAAACAAUAGAAGAAUUGAUAAUUUACUCAAAUAUAUAUGUUCCACAGUUUGGUUAUUAAUAACUUAUAUCCCUAAUAAUCAAUAUUUAAGCAAUUAAUAUUUUACUUAAUUAGUUUUCAUAUUCAGAAUCAGAUUAAAUUAAAUGUUUGUGUUUUCGUUUUGCAACUUUUUUAUUGUAUCAAAAAUUAUUGUGAAUGCGUUGAAAAGUUUUUUAGUGAUUUGUUUAUAAAUUUCUCAAAUGUGAAAUAAAUUUUGCUGGCCUUAAUAUUGGCAGUGAUGGAAUUCGAAAUUUUAAGAUUGGGUCAUGUCACUAUCACUACGUAAGCUAUGCUUUACAUAAAUCUAAUACAUAACAAUCAAAACGCUAAAUAUAAUGCUCUAGUCGUCAAGCUGUUACUAGUAGCGGCGGCAGUCAAAUGCCUAGAACAAAAUUCCUUUAUCAGCUAUAUAUGAUGAAGGCAGAAAUUUUUGCAUAGUCUUCCAUUUAUAGAAUUAUGUCAUUUCGGAUGUAUGAAACUCCAUUUCAUGCUUUGACUUGAAGAUUCCACUAUGAUACAUUGACUCUACUUUGAUAUCCUAUUAAUUAGAAUUGUUAUUUAUUAUCGUUUUUGUGUAUUUCUGAUAUUCUUAUUAUCCAGCUUUAUUGUUACAAAUUUACUAUACAUUCAAAUUGAAAUAAAAUUUGCCACAGAA
Molecule: messenger RNA, 5095 nt
Organism: Styela clava
Lineage: Eukaryota; Metazoa; Chordata; Ascidiacea; Stolidobranchia; Styelidae
Product: actin nucleation-promoting factor WASL-like
Biological process (GO): actin filament polymerization
Cellular component (GO): cytoplasm; actin filament
Molecular function (GO): actin binding
Source: RefSeq, a predicted model, not a curated record